GAAGUCACUGAAAUGGCUAAAUAUUCUUGUGAAAAUUCUUCAAUCCGUUCAGUCGAAAUUUUAAAUAUUUCUGUGAUAGAGGAAAACGCUUUUUCUUGGUGUGAUUUUUUGACAAAAGUUGUUUUCAGUCAGAAGUUGAAAAAUAUUAAAAACGAGGCGUUUUUGUCGUGUUAUUCACUUAAAGAAAUAACAUUACCAAAAGGUCUACAGACCGUUGGGGAUAGUAGUUUUGAGAAGUGUCAUUCCCUCACAAAAGUGUUUUGUGAAAACGACGAUGUGAUGUAUGCAACAAAGUGUUUUGCUUUUUGUGUUUCACUGAAAGAAGUUCCAGUUAUAAAGAAUAUAAGCGUUGCUAUGUUUUUUGAAUGUAAAUCGCUGUGUCAAAUUUCGUUGAGUCAAAAUUGCAAAGAAAUUUGUGAUUUCGCAUUUUAUCGAUGUUUGUCACUCUCAAAAAUUGAUAUCCCAAAAAGUGUCACAAGAAUUGGAGCUUGCAGUUUUAGAAAAUGUGUCGCAUUGAAAAAAAUUGAAAUACCAUCAAAUGUUGUAAAUGUUGAUGACGGCGCGUUUUAUGACUGCAAAAACAUUGAAAAAGUUGUUAUUUAUAAUUCCAUUGUUAUAUGUGGAGUCGAUGUGUUUGAAGAAUGUGAGAGAAUUACAUCUCUGCAAAUUGGCACAGAAAAAGAAAUAUACAAAUUUGAAGUGAGUUAUACGUUUUAUUUACAAAUGAAGAAUAUACACAUUAAUUGUGAAAAUGUUGCAGUAAGGAGAAGUGAUGUUUAUAAAUAUGGGACUACUAUGAUUAAUGAAAUUCAAUCGAAUAAUUUGAUUCACAGAAUUGAUGAAGGCUGUUUCUACAAAAACACUGAAUUGACCAAAAUUGAAAUUCCAGAGCAUGUCACAGAAAUUGGUGAUUUUGCUUUUUACAAUUGUUUAAAUUUGAAAGAAGUUGUAUUACCAACAACCGUUGUGGAAAUUUCACAUUAUUGUUUUGAUGGAUGCACAAAUUUGAGUACAUUGGCGUUGAAGGGAAACAUUGAAAAAUAUGGAAUAUGUUGUUUCAACGAAUGUAAGUGGUUGAAAGGCAAAAUCAAUGCACCAGAUAAUUGUUUUGAAAUUCAACAAGACAAUGAUUCCAAUGAUUAUUAA
This is a messenger RNA of Entamoeba invadens IP1, 1146 nucleotides long. Its product is annotated as leucine rich repeat containing protein BspA family protein. NCBI's taxonomy places the organism in Eukaryota, Evosea, Mastigamoebida, Endamoebidae. The annotation marks the transcript as partial. The transcript has a single exon. The record is from RefSeq and is a predicted model, not a curated record.